Sycon ciliatum is the source of this 2228-nucleotide messenger RNA. RefSeq lists its product as uncharacterized. The record is from RefSeq and is a predicted model, not a curated record. The coding region runs from base 151 to 1380 and encodes 409 amino acids. Lineage: Eukaryota; Metazoa; Porifera; Calcarea; Leucosolenida; Sycettidae. The transcript has 7 exons.
GGUGUCGUGUUUGGAGCAGCGCCCUUUUCCUUGCUGGCUGGCAGAGUUUUUGCGCUGGUUCUUCAGUGGAGACCUGGUCAGUGGGUGUUGUUCUGGAAAACUGUUACGGUUCUUGUUCGGCUGGUCGCCAGGGCAGGAAUGUCUUGAAGAAUGGUGAGCUGGCAAGUGCUGAUGCUGUGCGGCGUUGUGGCGCUUGUAGCGACGCUGGACACAAGCGCACCACUCAUUCGAGAUGGAUCGGCCUCACACAACGUUUUGAGCCAGGAAGAGCAGCGGCCUGCUAGGAAGGCACCCAACCAAGAGAGAGCAUUCACCCAGGUCGAUGAUGCUGUGCGUGUUGAAGAGGCACCGAUUGCUGGUGCCGCUCAAGGUGAGCAUGUACAUCGGCGAGCAGCGCCAACCCAGAACCAAGACACUGCAUCAACCGUCCCGCCUAACACUGCUAGAAUGCCUGAUGUGCGGUCGUCCUCACUAAACACCGUUCUGCUGAUUACUGUUAUAGUGGCAGUACUUGUCUGCUUUUUACUGGGCAUAUUCGUUGCAUUCCUCUGUAUUCGGAGCAUGCGUGCUUCUGCAAAAGAUGGUAAUAGCUCAUCAUUCCCGUUCAAGCCACCCGGUGAUACUGGCCAAGACAACCAGGUACAGGGAUAUCGCAAUGAGGAGCAAAUUGAACUGUACAACUACCAAAGCCGGAUGGCCCAGAUGCAGAGUAAUUUGAAAAUGAAUCGCGGUAUGACUCCUUACGGGAGUGGUGGAGAGGACCUUUUCUCUGGAAAGGAGGAUUAUGAAGUCAUCGAAAUGUCACGUGACACAAGUCCUGACGUCAUUCUCGGCACGUAUGGCCCGGCUCAGGUAACUUCGGCGCGUAUUGUCAACCCAGUAUUUGACACGGAGCGGCAUGGCAGCCCGUCGUCCCUGACGUCACGUCCGUCGACUUCCUUGCCGCCAUCGGCACCCACCACAUCAUCAAGUCAAACUUCGGGGCGCAAGCACCGCACGCGCCGCGGCACAUCAGUAAAGGAGCAUUCAUCAAGGGGUGGCAAGUCUGCUCUGAAACGCUCCUCGUCCACGCCAGACCCUGGGUCCACGUCGUCGGAGAGAUCAAGCAUGCCGUCGGCCACCACCAGUCAUACCUCAUCGUUAACCACGUCAUCUCAAUCCACACUGCCGUCGUCCAGCUCACAGGGCUCCUCCAGUACACCUUUGACUGCUGGCUCUGCCGAGGCCACCGCUGCUGCUCCGAAUAGUGAAGGCGGCAGCAACAAACGGCGCUUCCAGUAUUCGGAGGGCACACUUGCAGGUACAGUGGAAGCGGCAAUAGCGGAAGCCGCAGACAGUGGUGAUGAUGCCAGCAGCAGCCCUGCUGGUGCGGAACAAUAGAACGUACACGGAGAGCGGAUGUAUGUGCUUUGGUGACUUCACUAGAAGAAAUUUAUCUAUUCGAUCGCCGUAUUCAGAGAAGGAAACAGUCUAUAUAUUUCCCGUUAUCUAGACCCUGCUGUGUACCUACUAGUUACCCAAGCUACCCUCGAGGACUCUACUCCAGAGAAACGUGGCUAUUAGCUAGCCAGCUCAGCAUCUUGUUUCAUGAGUACUGCAAUUUUCGAACAAGUUGAACACGACAUACUAGGAUCGUGUUAUUUGGAAAAUACUUCAAGGACACUAUGUUGCCCGGGCUUGGAUAUCCUUGCUCUACUGGCUUGGAUGUCCUUGCUCUACUGGCUUGGAUGUCCUUGCUCUACUGGCUUGGAUGUCCUUGCUCUACUGGCUUGGAUAUCCUUGCUCUACUGGCUUGGAUGUCCUUGCUCUACUGGCUUGGAUGUCCUUGCUCUAUCUCACGCAAUGACCGCACGUCUUGUAAUCUAACGUUGGCUGCACUUCACCCCAGACACUCGUACCUAGCUGUGAGCUCUUUCUGUCCCAGUGACGUCUGUGACUUGCCUGAAGCGUUUGACUUUGUCAAUGUCACUAGACGCUGUAUGGAACCAUACGCCCACGGGUUGUACAGCGGCGUGGGCUACGUACCGAGAUGUCGCCGCAAGAUGUGACAAUUGCCAUUUCCAAGCUGUGAACGGCAUGGCUGCCACAGCACUUACAGCAAGAACACAUACACACACACCAUCACACACUCACUUUCUUUAUCUGCUCAAAAGAAAGCCCGCGUUUUAUUAGCGUUCUCAAUUAUUGCUAAUUUGUGUUACGCACCUUUAUGUAAUGUUGCAGUUCAA